Molecule: messenger RNA, 2534 nt
Organism: Linum tenue
Lineage: Eukaryota; Viridiplantae; Streptophyta; Magnoliopsida; Malpighiales; Linaceae
Source: the annotation of a GenBank genome assembly
AUGGACCUAACUCAGGCCCAGACAGGAACCUUAACCAAGGCCCAAAUUUGCAUCUCAUUGCUGGAUCCUCCUCCGUCGUCAUCGCUUCCACCGUAGUCAGAUUCUCCUCCGUCCGUCGCAUCGAACUCAGAGCAGAUCUACCGUAGCCGUUCUCGAGAGGUUGAUCGAUUGCUGCAAAGCAAUUAUUGUUCUUUCUUUCAAGCUCCAGGGCCUGCUAUCACUGCAAGGUAUUGCAUUCAAUCUCAGGACAUUUUGACACCUUUGGAUGGCUGAUACAGAAGGGGAGGAGCACGGAACAGGGAGGGAUGAGCUUGCUGACUCCUUAAAUGAUCUCUUCAUUAGCAUCUCAUCUAUGGUGAAGGGAGAGCUUCAGGGGGCGAAUAACUCUCUUGCACUGCUCGAGAAGAUGAACCUAAGAGUAGCUGAAGAGUACGAGAGCUUUGGCGAUGUGGCUUCUGGGCUGAAAGUUUUCGUCGAGCAGUUGAAGACUAAAAGUGGCAGCUUUGAUAUAUAUGUUCAACAAAUCGAUGCAAUAGAGCAGCAGGUGACUGAGUUUGAAGCUGUGAUCUCUAUGCUCGACAAAUACGUUUCUUUGUUAGAAUCCAAAGUGCAAUCUGUGUACCAGCAACAUCAUCCACCCUCUUGAGUCUUAAGUUACCUAAACUCUGUUUUCUACUGCAAUUCUUUCAAUUAAGCAGCAGCUAUUGCUCCCCACACUGCUACCAGUACUGCAACUCCGACGCUGCUGCAAAAUGGAAUCGAUCAUGCUUCUCACUGUAACAUUCGGCAGAAAAUCACCCUCGUCGACAUUCCUCGCCCCACAAGCACACGACUUGGAUCUCUUCACAUGGUCACUAAUGCAACCCUUACAGUAGCUCUGGAAACAGCAACUCUUCACGAACACCGCCUCUCUCAUGAUCCCUCUGCAUAAUGGGCAGUUAAGCUCCGCUGGCACACCCACCGUUGUUGUACCAUUGCUCUUGCUGCCGCCACUGUUGCUGCUGCUGGUUGUUAUCACGCUGGAAAACGAGGAGAUCCCUUCCAUCUGCCUGUUGAACUCGCUCUCGGCGGCUGCACUGGGAGCUGUUGACAGUGGCCGCAUUCUUUUCCGAUGAUCGUAACUGGGAUCGCCGUUGGUCGGACAGUCCUGAAUGAAGUGACCCUUUAUCCCACAUCGGUGACAGACGUAGCCGUUGGGAGGAGGCUGAGUAGAGUAAGGCGCUUUUCUCUUUCUUGUUGUAGUCAGGGUCGACUCUGCCGCCGCCGACCACAUUCCCAGAGCCGGAGUAUUCACCAACGCCAUGAUCUUGCUCUCCUCGUCUCUAUCAACUGCGGCCGGAGCAAUACUAUUCUUCUUCUCGGGAGCAAUAGUGUUCUUCUUCUUCUCUAUCGACGGCUUGGUCACUUGGGAAGGAAUAGCAUAGACAUCACCACCAAAAUCAUCGUAGUCGAGAUCUUCGAUUCCACUGGUCGUCGUGAUUACCGAAUCCGAAGCAGAGUAGGACUUGGUUUCUUCUUCUACAGACUUCACUUCUUCAACCGCCGGACGGAGAUCAAUCGUCGUCGUGUUCAGAGGUUGGCGGCGGCGGUCGCCUGGGAUCCGCCGGAGUAAAACGGACGAUUUGUCAAAGAUGAGCGCGUUUUCAUCGGAAUAAGUGGUAUUGGUUUGGGGAUCAAUGAUGGAGAGAUCGUGAUCCGUUCCCAAACAGCAACCGUUCCAGAUACUGCUACGUCGCCUGGUUUCCUGCUGGGAUUUGGAAUCGGCAGAUCGAUCUUUGAAAUUGGCUUUGAAAAUCGCCAGUUUCAGAUCCCCGACGGUUACGUAAGGUCCCUGUAUUUGGAUCUCGGAAAAAUCCCUAGAACUCAGGAAUUUGUACCGCACCGACGUAGUCAUCGUCGCCGCCAUUGUUUUAGGGUUUCCUUUUUUUUCUCUAAACCAGAUUAUGCCGAAAUCAAAAUCAAGCGUUGCAACGAAGGUAUAACGCAGCACACAGAGAACCAGGCAGAGACGGGUAUGAAUGAACGAACGAAUAACAAACACGAAAUCGGAAACGAUAGCGAGAAUCUUCCGUUCAGCAGAUCAAUAGUGAUAAUAAUCGGAGAACGAACAAUUUUUUUUUUUCACAAUCGGAGAAGCGGAAAAUGGCAAUAGUAAGCAAUUCUGUUGCAAACUAAGAAGCAAUUACAAUUUUUUUCAGAUCACGAACUUUGGAUCUGGGAAGCGCCGAGGAUACUGAUAUCCGUCGUCUGAAUAGGGCUUCGAUCGGCUUCUGAUGUCUCGCUGCAGCUUGCUUCAAGUCACCGUCGCCGUCGCCUUCGCCUUCUUCGGAUGAGAGAAACGCGAAUGGACCAGUUUCACCGGAUAAAGACGAGAUCGUCUUCUGAGAUUUGGUGAUGGCAAAAGAACGCAGCGGAAGUUUCUGGAGUUGGAAUUAGGAAGAAGUUGAAGGCUGAGUGAGUGGCUGACCGAGUCCGACGCGCUUGCGUGACACCCAAGCCAAAAGAAAUUAACCGUGUCCUUCCAGGAUUAGGAG